Molecule: messenger RNA, 249 nt
Organism: Coprinopsis cinerea okayama7#130
Lineage: Eukaryota; Fungi; Basidiomycota; Agaricomycetes; Agaricales; Psathyrellaceae
Exons: 1
Coding region: 1-249 (82 amino acids)
Source: RefSeq, a predicted model, not a curated record
AUGCCUCAACUCAACCCCGUUCAAGCCAAUGAUCAGGCAGUGGAAAACUAUUGUCGGGUUGGCAGACAGGCUGGUAGUAUUCGCUACACUUUGGCUGAUUGUGUAGCCGAGCUGAACACCCAAGAAGACAAAGAUUUAUUUGGGGAGAUGGGCCACGAGUUCAUGAUUCUCGAAUGCGAGUUGGACAGACUUCGCGAUGAGCUCGAGGUAGCCAGGUGGUUGAUCGCCCGGCUCCAGAACAUGUCUUAG